AUUUUUCUUCAGUUGCGUUGAGAUUGUGUCCAAGUGUAGAGAGGUUUUUAUUUUUUAUAAAAUAAAACAAAAAAAAGUUAACAAUGAUUAAAAAGAAUAGUAAACAAUCGACUGCAUUAAAAAUUAAAUUUGUUAGAGAAGUUAAAAAACAUCCAAUUAUUUGGUUUCCAACAAUUAAAAAUGGAAAUUAUGUACAAAACAAAGAGGCUGAAGAUGUUUGGAAAAAAGUUCAGAAAACACUCGAAGAGAAUUUUAAUUUCCCAAAAGAUUAUAAAUAUAGGAAAAUUUGGCAAAGAAUACGAAAAUACUAUUUGGAAGUUUUAGAGGAGAGAGCAAUAAAAAAUAUCACAUCUUUUCCCACAUGGGAAUUGUUUCAUGAGUUAACUUACCUUUAUGAGACUACACUAAGAAAUAUCGUGUGGAGAACGAAUAAAACUGUUCCUAAAUUGGUUCCCAAUCCAAAAGAUGCAAAUCGAUUAUUACAACAACCAUGCCCGUGUUGUUUGCCGUUGUAUAGUGAAGAAAAUGAAAAUGAAAGCAAAAAACGAAAAAUGGAUGAUAAUGAAAACAAAAAAAUAAAUGACGAAGUGAUAGAAAUAGAAGAAAAUGAUGUAUCGGCUUCAACAAGCAAUGUUCCAAUUCCAAUUAUUCCAGUUCCAGUGGUUGGUGUUGGUUGUGUGUCGAUGCGCGCUGUCGGGGUUGAUGUUAAAGAUGAUUUAAAAGUUGAAGACUUGGACAAACUCCAAGAUUACGAUCGUGAAGUGUUGUUUUUUUCAGAUUCAGAAGUUGUUUGUAUUGAAGACGAUGUCGAUGAUUAGAAUUUAAGAUUUUUAUACCUAUUUAAUGUAAGAAUGUUUUUUUUUUAUUAAAUUGAAGUUUUAUAAAAAAGAAAGAUAAAAUAGAGGUUUUUAUUAAAAAUAAUUGAAGUUUUUUAU
Molecule: messenger RNA, 935 nt
Organism: Episyrphus balteatus (marmalade hoverfly)
Lineage: Eukaryota; Metazoa; Arthropoda; Insecta; Diptera; Syrphidae
Exons: 2
Coding region: 84-818 (244 amino acids)
Source: RefSeq, a predicted model, not a curated record